ACGCGUUCCCACCAGCGGACCGUCUCCCGCCCUUGUUGUGGUAGCGGCGCGAAACGUCGGACCACCACCACCACCACACGAGUCAAUAGCUUUGUGUGUCACCUCCUCGCCACGACGGAGUAGAGAGCUCAAGACCCCCCACCACCCAGACAGACGUCUACGGAGCGAACCACGAGCGGCGGCGUCCUUCCGGCAGCAGAGGACAUCCACGUGACCGGCGGCGUCUGCGUUCGAAGCGUUUGGGGGCGGCGGGGAUGGAGCAGCAGUACGAGUCCGUGGCCGAGUUGGGCGCUGGGGUCUACGGGGCCGCGACGACUUUGAAGGCUCGCGACCUCCGGGACCAGGGCCGCUUUGUGGUGCUGCUCAAGGGCCUGCGCCUGCAGACAGGCGGGGGCCCGGAGGAAGAUGCCUGGCAGCUGCUGCAGCUACAGCUGCUCACGAAGCUGGAGCACCCCAACGUGGUGAGGCUGCUGGACGUCUUUGUGGAUAUUCGUGACGAGGGCGGCGCGCGUCACGCCGUGGUCUGUGAGCUCGUAGACCAGGAUCUGUCCACCUACCUGGGGAAGUCGCCCCACACACCGUCCCACCACAUCAAGGAGGUGACGCGCCAGCUGCUGUGUGGGCUGCGCUACCUGCACGGCCACGGCCUGGAGCACCGCGAGCUCACGCCACGCAGCGUCCUGGUGACGGCCUCGGGGCGCGUCAAGCUCGCCGGCUGGGGGCUCGGACGCUUCCUCUUGGACGGCGCGAGCACGGCUCUCACCCCGGCGGUGUCCCCGUCGUGGUACCGCGCCCCGGAGCUGCUGCUGCGGGUGACCUGCGGCCCGGCCGCCGACCUGUGGAGCGUCGGCUGCAUCUUUGCUGAGAUGUUUACACGCAGGCCUCUCUUCCCCGGAGGCUCCGAUGUCGAUCAGCUGACGAAGAUAUUCGGUCUGCUGGGCGUGCCGAGCCUGGAGGAGUGGCUGCUCGGAGCCUCCCUGCCGCACGGCGACUUUGCCGCGCAAACUCAGCUCGGUGGUCGCCACUCCUACGGUCUCCACGCUGCCCCGCGGGCCCUGGUCGACUCCACGCCGGAGAUGGGGCUGGAGGUCGCGCCGGGCAACGAGAAUGUGGCGAUGGCGCUGCUGCUGGAGCUGCUGACCUUCAGCCCCCGCAAGCGCAUCUCUGCGUCUGUCGCCCUCUUCCAUCCGUACUUCUCUGAGGCCGCAGGCGUGGCCACGGGCGAGGCCUAAGGAGUAGGCCCUGGGGCAAGGCCUAAGGAGUAGGCCCCGGGGCGAGGCCUAAGGAGUUUGCGUCCUUUUUUGUUGCCCCCACCUUAAGAGGGUCGCUUGUGUUGCGCCCGAAACGUCGUCAUUCGAUUUGUUUUAAUGUUUCGCCGACGUGACUUUACCGAAUAAAAAAGCUAAAGGGUAAUAAAAGUUAA
Messenger RNA from Lethenteron reissneri (Far Eastern brook lamprey), 1423 nucleotides. Its product is annotated as cyclin-dependent kinase 4-like. Lineage: Eukaryota; Metazoa; Chordata; Hyperoartia; Petromyzontiformes; Petromyzontidae. Gene Ontology annotation, biological process: regulation of G2/M transition of mitotic cell cycle; G1/S transition of mitotic cell cycle; regulation of gene expression. Gene Ontology annotation, molecular function: ATP binding; cyclin binding; cyclin-dependent protein serine/threonine kinase activity. The record is from RefSeq and is a predicted model, not a curated record. Gene Ontology annotation, cellular component: cyclin-dependent protein kinase holoenzyme complex; nucleus; cytoplasm.